AGUAUAUCCAAAAAAGCGAGAAAAGCCAACAAAACCCGUUCUCGUACAGGCAAUUCUAACGCAGCCCUCAUCCCAUCCUGAAAACGUUCCUCCAUACAAGAAGAAGAAGGAUCGGAUUUACAGUACCAACUAGAAAGUCCAGUUCGACCAUAAGAGAUGUCACAGGAGCAUGAAAAUAAGCGGGCAGUGCUCGUGCUGCCCAAUGAUCCGGCGUACAACCAGCGGCGGCCUUACACCAGUGAGGAUGAGGCCUGGAAGUCGUUCCUGGAGAAUCCGCUCACAGCCGCUACCAAAGCCAUGAUGAGCAUCAAUGGAGACGAGGACAGCGCCGCCGCUCUGGGUCUGCUGUAUGAUUACUACAAGGUGCCACGGGACAAGAGAACAAUAUCCCAGCAAAAGACUGACGUCCUGGGCUCUGAUGUGGAUCCCAACAAAAGGAACAUGUUGACCCCUCUCCAAGAGACAUCUAUGCAGCUAGGGGACAACAGGAUCCAGGUUCUGAAAGGGGUCCCCCUAAACAUCGUCCUGCCAGGGAACCAACACGCCCAGGACAAGAGAGGUCUCUUUCCCAGCCCUGACACUACAGUGACUGUGUCCAUCGCUCCUGUGGCAAGCAACUCAGUGAAAACCGAGGGUCCAUCACAUGGUUUCUCAGUCACUGUCCCGAACCCCCACUGCGCAGAGCCAGACAGUCACACGGUGGUGUUCGACCGUCAGCUGCCCCACAACCAGUUCAGCCCAAACACACAGCCACGCACACCAGACUCCACCUUCCCAGAAAACCCAGAUGUGUUCUCGUUCCCAGGGGAUCUCCAGUUACGCAUGGGCCCCAUCACACAGGACGACUACGGCACUUUCGACACAGUGUCCGGGAAUAAUUUUGAAUACAUAUUAGAAGCCUCCAAGUCACUCAGACAGAAGUCCGGUGAUGGCACCAUGACGUACCUCAAUAAAGGCCAGUUUUAUCCAAUCACACUCAGGGAAACCGACAAUGGUAAACUGCUGCAGGGGCCCAUCUGUAAAGUCAGGAGUGUGGUGAUGGUAGUGUUUGGAGAGGAGAAAUCCAGAGAUGAUCAACUGAAGCACUGGAAAUACUGGCACUCAAGGCAGCACACAGCCAAGCAGAGAUGCAUUGAUAUCGCGGACUACAAAGAAAGUUUCAACACCAUCAGUAAUAUUGAGGAGAUUUCAUACAAUGCCAUUUCAUUCACAUGGGACAUCAGCGAGGAAGCAAAGAUCUUCAUCUCGGUGAACUGCCUGAGCACAGACUUCUCGUCUCAGAAAGGAGUGAAAGGCCUGCCGCUGAACAUACAGAUUGACACCUACAGCUACAACAACCGCAGUAACAAGCCCAUCCACCGCGCUUACUGCCAGAUUAAAGUCUUCUGCGACAAGGGUGCCGAGCGCAAGAUUCGUGACGAGGAGAGGAAACAGUCCCGGAGGAAGGGCAAGUGUCCUGACGUCAACCCUCCUUUGGGAAACUUCGGGGCAGAUGUCAAGGUGCCUCUCCUGCACAAGCGCACAGACAUGACACUUUUCAGGACAUUGACGGAUUUCGAGACGCAGCCUGUCCUUUUCAUCCCCGACAUCCACUUCUCUACCUUCCAGCGACAUGCGUUCACAGCUGAGGAUUCAGAGGAGGGCUCAGCUAUGAAGAGAUUACCUUAUACUGAGGAGGAGUUUGGAUCGCCUCCUAAUAAACUGGCACGGAUGGAUGAGCCCAAAAGAGUUUUGCUGUAUGUGCGUCGGGAGACGGAGGAGGUGUUUGAUGCCCUCAUGCUAAAAACUCCCACUUUGAAAGGCCUUGUGGAAGCGAUUUCAGAGAAGUAUGAAGUUUCUCUUGAGAAGAUCGGAAAGGUCUACAAGAAAUGCAAGAAAGGAAUCUUGGUAAACAUGGACGACAACAUCAUCAAGCACUACUCAAACGAGGACACCUUCCAGAUCCAGAUGGAGGAGAUGGGAGGAAUGAUCAAGCUCACGCUGACAGAGAUUUGAGUGAUUUUUAGCUUCUUCUACAGACUGGUUUACACACAUCCCUCUCCUCUCAUCUUUCACUAUAGUCUAAUGAACAGGGGGCGAACUUGUAUAUGCGAACUUAAGUACUUUAAAAUACUUCAGGUAUAAGUACUUAAACCGAGUGGUCAGCUUGAUAUCAAAAGGACAUUAAAAAAACAAGUCAAAAUUGCUAAUGGAUUCGAUGUCAAUACCUUGACGUCUAUUUGACAUCCACACAUUGAUGCCUUUUUGACCACCAAAAUAACGGCACAAAAGUAUUAUAAUAUAACAUAAUCAUAUAUAAUAAUAUGAAAUCUUUAAUUGCACAUUCAAAAUGUACACUGGAUUUUGUAUCCCUACAAUACAUGUAUAAUAUCUUGAUGUCAAAUCUACGUCAAAUUGACAUCUAAUAUUGGUGUCAAAGAUCAAUGAAAGGGCUGUCCUGUAAUCAAUAUUUGACACCAAUGUUAAAUCUCAAUAUGAUGUUGUUUACAUGCAUUGAAACACCAUUCAGAUAUAUAAAAGUUCUCUUAUUAUACUGUUUGUGUUACUAUUAUCCAAAGGCCAUCAAUGUGUAGAUGCCAAAUAGAGGUCAAGGUUUUGACAUCAAAUCCAUCUGCAUUUUUGACGUGUUGUUUUGAUGUCGUUUUGACAAAGGAGUCUGCUGGGAAUGAUAUGAGCCAUAUUUUCAAUUUUUUCCAUGAGUAUAAACAAACAGCUAAUUUCUCAAUUGUAUAGUGACUCUGAAAGAGGUCAUGAAAACAAUUUACUCUUAGUUUUCCUGUUUAAAUUCAUAGCACUGGAGAUGCUGAUCUCUAAAGGAUAAAUGAAUAGGGUGUAGAGAGACUGGUUUGGGGAAUCCUCAUCGCUUCACUGUAUUGUUAUCAAUAACCCUUCACAGUAUUUAGUGAGUACAGUAUAUACAGUAUGAUCUCUUGUUCAAUGUCACAAGCACUUUGUGCAUGUGGACAUGGAGUAAGGGAACAAAAAACUUUUUUUUAUUAUUAUUAUUAUAAACACCUAAUAACUUUUCAGCUUUAAACUUUCCUCAUUCCUAAUAUGAACAAAUAUGGUCCAUGCAGCAGGCCCUCGGAUGAAUCCUUCAGGAGCUGUUUUCAAAAUGUGAUCCAUGGAUAAUCAGUGUAAACGUUUGUUUUUGAAAGAAUAAGUGCGUAAUUCUGUAUUGUUGGAGAAUGAACUGUGAUGCUUCACAAACAUGCCAAGAAACCCUGCAAAUAACAUCAAUUUGCGAUUGCAAGUUAACAGUUGCAGUAAAAACUAUUGUGAAAAAUUUAAAUAUCAGUAUAAAAAAUAUAAAUAUAACCUAUCAGUUGGGUUGGUCUAUAUUUUACCCAAAUUUGGGAUAUUAAAACCCAGCAUUUUUAGAGUAGCUACCGCUUACAGUAUCAAAAUAUACAUGCAGGGUUGGUUUAUUUAACAGAACUAUAGCUUAGAAUUACUAUAAUACUUGCUAAAAUUGAAACACAGAAUUACUAGACAACAGUAUUAAUCAAAAGAUGAACAUUUAUUAAUAAGAGACACCAAUGGGCAGAAAUAGAAUGUUUGGUAACACUUUAGUUUAGGUCACAAUUCAUGCUAUUAAUAAACAGCUAAUAAGUGCUUUAUUAAGCUGAUAGUGUUA
This is a messenger RNA of Danio aesculapii, 3637 nucleotides long. It is a transcript of the gene grhl1, whose product is annotated as grainyhead-like transcription factor 1. The coding region runs from base 157 to 1995 and encodes 612 amino acids. Gene Ontology annotation, molecular function: DNA-binding transcription activator activity, RNA polymerase II-specific; RNA polymerase II cis-regulatory region sequence-specific DNA binding. NCBI's taxonomy places the organism in Eukaryota, Metazoa, Chordata, Actinopteri, Cypriniformes, Danionidae. The record is from RefSeq and is a predicted model, not a curated record. Gene Ontology annotation, biological process: regulation of transcription by RNA polymerase II. The transcript has 15 exons. Gene Ontology annotation, cellular component: nucleus.